This is a messenger RNA of Geosmithia morbida, 1152 nucleotides long. RefSeq names its product branched-chain amino acid aminotransferase. The transcript has 2 exons. Bases 1 to 1152 code for a protein of 383 amino acids. Lineage: Eukaryota; Fungi; Ascomycota; Sordariomycetes; Hypocreales; Bionectriaceae. The record is from RefSeq and is a predicted model, not a curated record. Gene Ontology annotation, molecular function: branched-chain-amino-acid:2-oxoglutarate transaminase activity. Gene Ontology annotation, biological process: branched-chain amino acid metabolic process.
AUGUCUUUCCCCCCGCCUCCCGUUGACACCAUCGACUGGCCCAAUGUGGGCUUCAAGGUUCGCGAGGUAAACGGCCACAUUGAGUCGACAUGGACCAAGUCAACGGGCAAGUGGUCCCCUCUUCGCUUCGUGGCCGACCCUUUCAUGCGCAUCCACGGCAUGGCACCGGCCCUCAACUAUGGACAGCAAGCCUAUGAGGGGCUCAAGGCCUUCCGCACACCGGGUGACAAGUCCAUCACUAUCUUCCGCCCGGACCGCAACGCUGUGCGCAUGCAGCACUCUGCCGACAUGGUGUCGAUACCCCGCGUCCCUGAGGCCACCUUCGUCGAGGCUUGCCGCGCCGCCGUGGCCCUCAACGCCGAGUUUGUCCCGCCCCACGAGACGGGCGCGGCCAUGUAUAUCCGUCCCCAGAUUUACGGGUCCAGCGCGCAGCUUGGCCUGAGCCCCCCCGACGAGUACACCUUUGCCGUCUUCGUCAUACCCACGGGUGUGUACCAUGGUGCGCACCCUGUGCAGUGCCUCAUCCUCGACGACUUUGACCGGUCCGCCCCCAACGGCACGGGCAGCGCCAAGGUCGGUGGCAACUACGCUCCCGUUCUGCGGUGGAGUGACGCCGCCCGCAACGAAGGCUACGGAAUCACACUGCACCUCGACAGCGCACACCACCGUGAGAUUGACGAGUUCAGCACUAGCGGCUUCAUCGGUGCCAUCGUCGGCGCAGACAAGGAUGAUGUCACCCUCGUAGUCCCCGAUUCGCGCUGCGUCAUCGAGAGUGUCACUAGCGACAGUAUCCUCCAGAUUGCCCGCAGCUUCGGGUGGAAGGUUGAGAAGAGGGCUAUUCAGUAUAAGGAACUUCCAAACUUCAGCGAGGUCGUUGCCGCCGGUACGGCUGCCUCCCUCGUCCCCAUCAGGUCUAUCACCCGCCGCAAGGUUGCCCAGGGCGACGGCGUGUCCGUGGACUCGACCCGUGUGUCCAAGGGUGAAGAUGGCGCUGAGACGAUUACCUAUCUUCCCAAGGAGAAGGAGGAGCCAGGGCCGAUUUGCGAACGUCUUCUGGCACAGCUCAAGGGCAUUCAACUGGGAAAAGUGGAGGAUGCAUUUGGGUGGCGUGUCGAGGUUUCCAAGGAUGAUACGGCUAUCAAGGUGGACUGA